CAUUAAUUAUGUUAACUGUCAAAGACGUCCAUAUUGGAACCCUGGCGCUUAAGACUGAGUGACACAGAGAAACGAGCCAUCAGGUGAUUGACGUGAGGAUACACCGAAAACCGAGCGACAAACACACGACUUAACAGACUGAACUGAUUACCGUGUUAUAUAAAGACAACACGUCAAGCCUUUUUAUCUUUGGCGACAAAAUGGCGCAGUCCGUGAUAGCACUUGUGUUGGUGGCACUGACCACAAGCAUGGCUUUUCCCAGAGAUGACCAGCUUUUACAACAAUUGUUUGAAGAAUAUCUUCAGAAUCGAAACGCGAUACAGGGCCCCAUAGAAGAUCCCAGCUGGCCGUCUAGGGAGGUGUCCGCUAAUAUCGGGCCCGUAUCCGGAGUGGCAGCAGGGCCACAAGGAGAAGUCUUUUUAUUACACAGAGCCGAUCACCAAUGGACAGUGGGAACGUUCAGAGAGAACAACACGUACUCAACACCAGAGAAAGGUCCUAUCAGCACGGACGCCAUUUUGAAAGUUGACGGGGCCAAGGGGAAUAAGUUGGAUUCACUUGGCGCCAAUUUGUUUUAUCUACCUCACGGACUGACGUUCGAUCACGCUGGCAACCUGUGGGUCACAGAUGUCGCCCUGCACCAGGUGAUGAAAAUACCAGCGGGCUCCAAACAACCUGACCUCGUCCUUGGACAAAAAUUCAUUCCCGGAAGUGACGACACGCAUUUCUGCAAACCCACCGACGUAGCAGUCAUAAGCAAUGGCGACUUCUUCGUCUCUGACGGAUACUGCAACAGCAGAAUAAUCAAAUUUGCACCUGAUGGAACCAUUCUCAAACAGUGGGGAACGAAAACAGGCCGUCUACAUACUCUUACCGACUCUGAGCUGAACACGCCCCACAGCCUUGCUCUUGUGGAGGAGAGGGACAUGAUCUGUGUCGCUGACAGAGAGAACCUACGAGUCCAGUGCUACAACGCCGGGAUCAAGGACUCCACGAAAACAGGUUUAUUCAUGAUUACGUUGAUCGACGUUUUCCGGGCUGGAAAACCCUACGCCAUCAGUUACGACCCAACAGCCAAGGUCAUGUACGUUGCUGUUGACCCCAACGGAAACCAAGAUGGUGCGCGGGGAUACACCUUGACCUUGACGGAAAUCAGCUGGAGGAGUGGGGCUAUGCAGGAUCGGUACAAAGUCUGCCCCAUGACAUCACAGUGUCAAAGGAUGGCAGCGACAUCUACAUCGGCGACAUCAAGACAUCCGGGUCGCCAAUAAUGAAGUUCCACAGGUCGGAACCUAUCGGCGCUGUUCCGAGAACGAACCCCAUGCACUAAGCUGGCGACUCAGGUAUCUGGGACUUUGUGCAAACACGAACAAGGCUGUGAUGAAUUUUUGCGCUAAUAAAAGGUUUUAGCGCUGGGAUGAAGAUAUUUAAUUUUAAUGUAAUUAGUACUACCUAUGGCAGAAACGAUUCCACCUAUCACAAAUAUUCCAUCUAUUAGAAGCAGACAAGAGAAAUAAUUUCCAAAAAUUAAAUUAAAAUAUAGUCUACUCAAUGAAUAACAACUGUUUUAAGCUACAAUACGUUUCUCAUUAAAAAAAGAAAAGAAGUCCUUUCAGAAAACACACAAACACGCAUGCACGCACACACACACACACACACACGAGCGCACAAAAACACACAAACAUACAU
This is a messenger RNA of Gigantopelta aegis, 1689 nucleotides long. Its product is annotated as peptidyl-glycine alpha-amidating monooxygenase A-like. Bases 201 to 1271 code for a protein of 356 amino acids. The record is from RefSeq and is a predicted model, not a curated record. Gene Ontology annotation, biological process: peptide metabolic process. The transcript is spliced from 10 exons. Gene Ontology annotation, cellular component: membrane; extracellular region. NCBI's taxonomy places the organism in Eukaryota, Metazoa, Mollusca, Gastropoda, Neomphalida, Peltospiridae. Gene Ontology annotation, molecular function: protein binding; catalytic activity.